Molecule: messenger RNA, 384 nt
Organism: Oikopleura dioica
Lineage: Eukaryota; Metazoa; Chordata; Appendicularia; Copelata; Oikopleuridae
Source: the annotation of a GenBank genome assembly
AUGUCGCACAACAUGUAUCACAAAGAACCGAAAUUAGAAGCACCAAACAGCGACUACGCAACUCAACAACAUCAACGCGGCAUGCAUCAGCGCAGGACUCAUUUGCCCCAGAGUUCUCUUAUGGAACAGAUCGCGGAAAUUGCCCGAAAUCCAAUGAAUCGCUCGCCAGAAGAGAUGCGAGAGCACUUUCUGAACAUGAAGGCUGAGCUUGGGAACAUCAGAGAGCGUAUUAAAAACUCCCCUGCUUUGGACUCGCUGCGGGAAACACAGCAACUCCAGUUGGAAGUUGUUCAAGAGCAGUUGAGGAUGAAACAAGAGCUGAUUCAGCGACUCAAGGACUCUGAUCUGGACAAAGACACAGCGAUGGAGCUGAUGUCUCAAUAG